UCAGAUGCAAGCCAAGCUUUACCGAAAGGUAAGGUACCUAGGUACCUAGGUAAUUCGCGCUGUUCCUAACCUCGGCGUACCCCGAAAGGGUACACUAAAAGUAGUCCACAACGUCACUACCGGCUACCGCUACUACUUCCCCAGAAUCGUUCUAAACUUCCCGCCAUUCUCUAAGCCUCAUUAAACGUUACAGAAAAGUUGCACAGCUCCGGAGGUUACGACGACAGCAACAACGACAACAACAAUAAUAAUAAUAACAGCAAUAACAACAACACAUACAUGCGUUCGAAGUCAGGCCAUUAAUGACGAAAUUUAUAUCCACAAAGUAAGCAUUAUCAAAUUGUGAGUAUCGUACUACCAUGUGGCUGUUCAGAUGAACUCUACCAAUUUCGCCCAAGCCCAGCAGCGGUUGGCUGCGCGCCGACAAGCUCGUGAACGAGAAGCUCAAGCUCGACUCGACGCUACCCGCCACGCAUCGCGAGCCUGGUCAGAAGUAACGCGUCUACCGUACCCCCUAAAUCGAGUUGGGACUUCGUCGUUAUCAAUAUGGGAAGUAAUCUCGUCGCGUGAAGGCACGAGACCUGCAUUUCGAGUCGGUCAAGUCGAUGCCGAACUACUAGACGAGGACCUCGUAGGCCAAUUACGCGACCAAGUUGGAGAAGCGCUUAAAUACUUUGGGGGUACACUGAAGGACGACUGGUCAGCUGAAAUCCUACUCGUUCUUCGUGCAAUACUGUUCAAACUUACGGUCUGGGAUCAUAAUGCGACCUAUGGUGCGGCUCUUCAGAAUCUCAAAUAUACGGACGCGAGACGCGAUGGGCCAGUCUUAACCCCUCCUAGUAAAUGGCAGAAGAGCCUCUACGGCCUUAUUACUGUAGGCGGGAAAUAUGGUUGGACAAAAUGGGAGAAUUGGCUACUGGACCAAGACAAUGGAUAUGAUCAACCCUCGCCGAUGGUGCGGCGGCUUGGCAACCUCACAUCUCGGAUCACUACUCUCCACUCGGCAGCUGCCUUUGCAUCGUUCCUUGCGUUUCUCUUGCAUGGGAGGUACCGGACGAUCCUAGACAGGGUACUAAGAAUGCGUCUUGCUCCACCCACUAGUCAAGUCAGCCGCGAAGUUUCUGUUGAGUACCUCAACCGGCAACUGGUAUGGCAUGCAUUUACCGAGUUCCUACUCUUCGUCCUGCCGUUAGUAGGGAUCAACAGAUGGCGUAGGUGGCUCAGUCGCACGUGGAGGAAGACCAAAGAGAUUAUCAAUGUCAGCAAGGAGGGCGACGUCAACGAGAAGCGUGGAGACUAUGCCUUUCUACCUGAGCGUACAUGUGCUAUCUGUUACCAGGAUCAAACCUCGGCCACCUCAGAGACCGAAGUACUAGCUGCAGCUGCCUCCAGUGGAGUGAUAGGCUCGGCGCAGACGGAUAUCACGAAUCCAUACGAGACCAUCCCGUGCGGUUGCAUAUAUUGCUUUGUAUGCAUAGCAACUAGGCUAGAGCGCGAAGAGGGUGAAGGCUGGACAUGUCUACGGUGUGGUGGCCUAGUAAAGGAAUGCAAACCAUGGAAUGGUGAUGUCCUAGAAGUACAACCAAAACCAUCAGCACCAGUCACGAAGCACGUAGGGUUUGUCGAUGAUGAUAAAUCCGCCCCCACCCCUCCAGAUGACGAUGAUGAUGACGAUAGCAUUCAUCAAAGCCCGCAAACAAGACUAGAAGAGCCGCUCGAAUCACCGACGUCCAAUGCCACUGAAGAUGGCGACUCGGAGGUAUACGAAGAAGAUGAGGCCGUCGUGGAGGAGGGGUUCGACGACUAAUUCGUCUAUUUUAAUGACACAUAGCGCCUCUGUGUAACAUAAUUCUACCAACUAAACAACCCGUGCCUCACGAAUCAAGUUAUCAAACGACCCCGAACUCUGAACGAACGAUGAAUGCCAAGUGGAGGCAUAUGAACCCUGUAUCUCUUGGUCUAGAUUGUCACCUACAGGGUGUGAAUGCUUGUUCUUGAAUGGCAUGCCAUGUCUCUUAAGAGUUGGACGUGAGAUAGGCUAUUAAGUAACCUUACCCCCUGGGGUCCAACUCAGUAGGGCUGCAGAACAAGUGGAGAACGCGGGAGGCGUAUGCGAUCCCAAGUUACCGGUUGAAGAUCUCACAUCCCGUAUCGGCGGGCUCA
Molecule: messenger RNA, 2163 nt
Organism: Daldinia caldariorum
Lineage: Eukaryota; Fungi; Ascomycota; Sordariomycetes; Xylariales; Hypoxylaceae
Product: Pex12 amino terminal region-domain-containing protein
Exons: 1
Coding region: 374-1807 (477 amino acids)
Biological process (GO): protein import into peroxisome matrix
Cellular component (GO): peroxisomal membrane
Molecular function (GO): zinc ion binding
Source: RefSeq, a predicted model, not a curated record